This is a messenger RNA of Acanthamoeba castellanii str. Neff, 2886 nucleotides long. Its product is annotated as DNA mismatch repair protein msh2, putative. Gene Ontology annotation, biological process: mismatch repair; mitotic recombination. The record is from RefSeq and is a predicted model, not a curated record. The coding region runs from base 1 to 2886 and encodes 961 amino acids. Gene Ontology annotation, cellular component: MutSalpha complex; nucleus. Lineage: Eukaryota; Discosea; Longamoebia; Acanthamoebidae. The transcript is spliced from 25 exons. Gene Ontology annotation, molecular function: ATP-dependent DNA damage sensor activity; ATP binding; mismatched DNA binding.
AUGGAAACGACCACUGGCCUCACCUUCGCCGUCCGUCACUGUGAACAGAACGGACCCAACUACUACCACACAGCCCACGGCGAGGACGCACUCCUCAUCGCCAACGAUUACUAUCACACUACCGAUGCCAUCACGUACCUCGGAGCGGAGGGGCCAGACGGUCGGGGCGGCAUUCCUUCGCAGGCCAUCUCGCCUUCGCUGUUCGUCGACAUCGUCCGCGAUUUGCUCGUGAACAAGCGCAACCGCAUCGAGGUGUGGGCCGUCCCGACCGGCGGUCCCAAGAACACGCAGAACAAUUGGCAGAUCAUCAAACGAGCCUCGCCCGGCAACAUUCACGACUUCGAAGAUCUCAUGUUCCAGGACGACGUGGGAGCUGCUGGCGCCGACAACCCGAUCACGCUCGCCCUGCAGUUUGGCUUCAAAGAUGGUCAGCGGAUGGUUGGUGCGGCAUUCAUCGAUCUGAACACUCGCACGCUCAACGUGUGCGAGUUCAUCGACGACGACCAUCUAUCCAAUGUGUACGUUUCCCUGUACCACGCGCAGGAUGCGCUUGAGCGUCUAUGGACUGAUGUGGGACGUCACAUCUAUGCACCAUGCCACGACCGCAGUGAAUCGCUGGUGGUGCAGGUGGGGGCAACCGAGUGUCUGCUCGCGCAGGAGGACGAGGCCGAGACUACCCGUAUCCUGACUGUGCUUGAGGCGUGUAACGUGCUCGACACGCCCAAGAGGAAAGGUGGCGACCAUGCCACUCACCAGUUUUCCGUCCGGCGAGGUGAGUUUGCGAUCCAUACGCUUGAGCAGGACCUGACUACCCUGCUCGCUCUGCCUCCGCUUCAACAUAACUACGAUGAAAUGCAAAAGCAGUUUGCCAUGGGCGCUGCGGCCUGCCUGAUUCGUCACUUUGAGCUUCUCUCGGACAGCAACAACAUCAACAAAUGGCACCUCAAGUCCCACAACUUUGGCCAGUACAUGCGACUUGACAGAACGGCGUUCGUGACUCUGCACCUGAUUCCCGAAGGGAAAGAGAAGCGUUCAAUGAGCCUCUUCUCCCUGCUCAAUCACUGCCGCACGCCCAUGGGUUCUCGUCGGCUCGUCCAGUGGAUCAAACAGAACAUUGUCGAGCUGUUCUUCGACGACCACGAGCUACGGGGCACCCUGCAGGAGAACCUCCUGAAGCGCGUGCCCGACGUCAACCGCUUGAUGCGCAAGAUCGUGAAGGGCAACGCCGGACUUCAAGAUAUCCUUAGGCUGUACCAAUUCGUGGAGAAGCUGGUGGGCAUCCACAUGGCUCUCAGCUUCUACGCGGGCGAGCACAAGGACCUCAUCACCGCCAAAUACGAGGAACCGCUGGCCGAAUUGAUCGAGAGCUUCAAGCAGUUCGAGGCCAUGGUGGAAACGAUGGUGGACCUCUCGCUGAUCGAUCAGCACGAGUACCGCAUCCGCCCCGACUUUGACGACGACCUCAAGGAGUUCUACAAGGGCCUGCAAAAGUCGAAGCAGAAGAUGGAGGACCUACGGAGCCGAAUCGCUGAUGACCUCAAGUUGGACUCGAAGGAGCUCAAGCUGGAGAGCUCGAAGCACGUGGGCUACUUCUUCCGACUCACGGCCAGGAACGAAAAGCUGAUCCGCAACCGCAAGGACUUCAUCCGCGUCGAGGGACAGAAGAAGGACGGCGUCAAGUUCCGCAAUUCUGAUCUCCACAGGUUGAACGAGGACUACAAGAAGUUCAACCGGUCCUACGAACAGAAGCAGGCACAAAUCGUCGCCAGUGUUGUCACCACUACAUCCACGUACCAGCAGCCCAUGGAGCGCGCUUCGGAGAUCAUCGCCGACCUUGACGCGUUCGUCAGCAUGGCCCAUGUGUCGGCCAACUGGCGUUACACGCGACCGCAGCUCACCGAGCCCGGCGUGGGCGACAUCAUCAUCAAGGGAAGCAGGCACCCGUGCCUGGAGACGAUGGACCAGAUCAACUUCAUCGCCAAUGAUGUCAACCUCACACGAGAAUCGCGGGUUCAGAUCAUCACCGGGCCGAACAUGGGCGGCAAGUCGACGUACAUACGACAGGUGGCAAUGGUGGUGCUGAUGGCCCAAAUGGGCUGCUUCGUGCCGGCCGAGUCGGCCUCCAUCUCGAUCGUCGACGCCAUUUUGGUGCGGGUCGGCGCCGGCGAUUCGCAGCUGCGCGGCAUCUCCACCUUCAUGGCCGAGAUGCUCGAAACGGCGGCCAUCCUCCGGUCGGCCACCUCCAAGUCGCUGAUCUGCAUCGACGAGCUGGGGCGCGGAACGUCGACCUACGACGGAUUCGGGCUCGCCUGGGCCAUCUCGCGACACAUCGCGAAAGAGAUCAAGGCGUUCUGUCUGUUCGCCACCCACUUCCACGAGCUAACCUCGCUGGCCGACGAGAUUCCGCACGUCGCCAACCUCCACGUCACGGCCCAAACCGGUGACGAGGACAAGCUGGCGGACUUGACGUUCCUGUAUCAAAUCCGCCCCGGGGCGUGCGAUCAGUCGUUCGGCAUCCACGUCGCCAAGAUGACCAACUUCCCCGAGGAGAUCGUCAAGGUGGCGGAAGCGAAGGCGGCUGAGUUGGAGAGCUUCGACACGGUGCUGGUCAAGGAGCACCAACUGAGCCCCAGCAAGCGCUUGGCAAACAAGGGCAAGCAGAAGGCCGACGAAGCGAGCAGCCCCGCGGCGCAGGACCAAAGCAGCAGCGAUGCCGACGAACUCGCCGGUGUGGCGGAGCGACUCCUUCAGGACAUGGAAGUGGCCGGCCUCGACCAGCUGCCGCGCGCCGAGGCGAUGGAGAAGAUCGCUGCCCUCGUUGCGCGUAUCGACCAGGCGAAGGCGAACAACCCUCGCCUGGCCGCCCUUCUCGCCAACACCCAUUGA